CUCAGCCAGCUUUACUGCUUGUUACGGAGGACAGGCUGAGGAUGAGACGAAGCGCCGUAAAGAUCAAUAUUCUCUUCCUCUCUGUUGCGUUUGCAGCUAUAUAAACGACACACGAUAAGAAAUAAAGACAGGAAAAUGCAAACUAUUAACAGUUAUGUGUUAAACGCGCGGUCUUUGACGGGUAAGGUGUAGAGACAUGACAGUUGUUUCUCCUCCCCCUGAAGCUAAGAAGCAGGAAGUCCUCCGUAUCAUCGUUACCUCAGCAAUAUAACGCCAGGUUAUGAAAAUCCUGGGAACCAUACUGGGAAAAGCGACCGGGCUCUUUACUGUCGUGACCGUUGUCAUUGCAGUAGUUUUAUAUUAUCUGGAAAACUCUGACCCGGUUACAUUCACCAGCAUGGCUGAGGACGUGAAGACUCUGGAGGACAACUUCAGGCAGCAGAAUAAAAGCUGUUUUGUCCUUGGUGCCUCCGGGGAAACAGGCAGGGUGCUACUUCAAGAGCUGCUGGAGCGCAACAUUUUCUCCAAGAUUACCCUCAUUGGAAGGAGACGGCUCACCUUUGAGGACAAAGCAUAUGAAAACGUGGUGCAGGAGGUAGUGGACUUUGAGAAGGAUGAUCAUGCUGCUGCGUCAGGCCAUGAUGUUGGUUACUGCUGCCUGGGAACAACCAAGGCCAAAGCAGGGACUGAGGGAUUCAUCCGUGUUGAUCAUGACUAUGUUCUGAAAUCAGCAGAGCUUGCCAAGGCAGGAGGCUGCACACAGUUUCACCUGGAGUCUUCCAAAGGAGCUGAUAAAACUAGCAGCUUCCUUUAUCUCAAAGUCAAGGGACAAGUGGAGGCAGAUAUUGAAGCCCUGGGUUUUGACAGAUUUUCCAUCUAUAGACCUGCGGUGCUGUUGGUGGACAGGCAGGAGAGUCGCCCUGCUGAGUGGCUGGCCAGGAAGGUCCUGGGUGGCUUCUCUUUCGUGAGUCCUACAGCUAUGUCCAUCCCCAUUCAGGCUGUGGCUAAGGCCAUGGUGUCCAACACUCUACUCCAGCCUGAGCAGAAGACAGAGAUCCUGGAGAACAAAGCCAUCUACACUCUGGGCAAGGGUGCAGGGAAAUAAGACAUGGUGCGGGAAAUACAGAGGCGUCAGGACAGACAGCUAGGAAGUCAGGGGAUAUAUAAAUUUGUUAUCCCUCAUGCAGUGAAAUAACUGCUUGGAUUUGACUGUCUCUGAAAUUUGAAUGGAUGAGGCCUUUUGGUCACUGUGCCCCGAUAUUUGAAAAUACACUUAUUGGCCAUUUUCAGUUUCUAGUUUGCAACCUUUGUGACAUGCUCUCUUUUUCUUCCAGUCUUUCCUGACCCUCUCUCUGUAUGCUAUCAAAAAACCAAAAAAGCAACAGAUAAUUUCUUUAACUUGUUUUUCACACAUGACUGCUGUAAUCUAUGCCUAAAUCUUUCAUUUUCAGCUAACAAUUGUAUACAUGUGCCUUUUAAUGAGUUUUGUAUAGGAAAUCACUUGACAACACACACAUUCCUGUGGUGAAGACACAGGGAGGAGUAGAGAUUUUGUCAAGUAAACUUCAUAGUGAGGCUAAAAGACACAUUUCUCACAUCACUUUGCUACAUCAGGCUUCCCUGAAAAAUAACUUUGUCCUUUUUUGACUUGUCCACCACUUGUUUUUGUUUUAUUUUCUUCUCAGGUUUUAUUUCAUCAGUUAUAUAAGGGAUGAUAAAUAUUGCAGAUAGUGACCAUGUAACAACAAAUUGCAUUUAUUACACAGAUUGUAAACAUGUACGGGUGUACUUGCAGUACAUUUGCUUCACGAUAAUGUGAACUGAUGCUGCACUGCAAAGAUGAGAAAUUAUGGUAAUUUUAUGAAAGAUUUUUAAUUGUUGCAUCAUUUUUGUAUCUAUGCAUUUUAGAUGUUCAGAAAACCAAGGGAUUUUUCUAUAGCAGCACCACACAACAGAUGUUUUUUACAGGAGAAUCAAAAUAUAUGUGCUUGUUAAGGUGUA
This is a messenger RNA of Myripristis murdjan (pinecone soldierfish), 2001 nucleotides long. RefSeq names its product HIV-1 Tat interactive protein 2 (gene htatip2). Gene Ontology annotation, cellular component: cytoplasm. NCBI's taxonomy places the organism in Eukaryota, Metazoa, Chordata, Actinopteri, Holocentriformes, Holocentridae. Gene Ontology annotation, biological process: import into nucleus. The record is from RefSeq and is a predicted model, not a curated record.